AUGGCACUGCCUCGUAACUCGCAGCAGCUGGAAAGUAAGCAAGGUCAAAGCGGGCAGAUCCAAAGUGUAAUUAGUGGAAGCUUGAUAAAAAGUCUGACAGUCUUGGAUGAAUUCAAGCAUGGAUUUCCUUCGAAUGGCUUGUCAGUUGCCUCAAAUAAGUGGUGGGGAAGUGGCAAUCCAGGAGAUUUUGAUUACAUAGAUGCAACUGAAACUGGUAGAGAAUGCAGACCGAAGUGCCAAGAUAUGGCAGAUGGUGGUUCCAAUGCUGAAAAGAAACCUGAAGGUGAGAAAGAGAACAGCGAUUCCACUCUCCGGGGGGCUAGUUUGCUGACAGCUGUGAGAAAAAGAGCCCUUGAAGAAGGACGAGAGGCAUUCAAGCUGGGCGUUUUUAGGAGCCACCGUGCUCAAAAGAUAGGCAAGAAAGAGAAAUCGCUGAUGCUUGGCAUUUUUCAAUCUUCACAGCCAAAGGGAUGGAUAGAUGAUUAA
Syzygium oleosum is the source of this 486-nucleotide messenger RNA. RefSeq lists its product as uncharacterized. The record is from RefSeq and is a predicted model, not a curated record. The transcript has a single exon. The coding region runs from base 1 to 486 and encodes 161 amino acids. Lineage: Eukaryota; Viridiplantae; Streptophyta; Magnoliopsida; Myrtales; Myrtaceae.